GUCACGUGAUGCUUACAACGCAUAUAGAGAAUUGAGAUACAGAAAGAGAAGUGAUGGAGGCACUGGCAAGAAUGUUUGGAGCUAAGAAAGGCGAGCCCCCUACCCCUCAAAUGGCCAUUCAGAAACUGAGAGAGACGGAGGAAAUGUUAAACAAGAAGUCUGAGUUCCUCGAGAAGAAGAUUGACCAAGAGAAUGCUCUGAUCAAGAAACAUGGACUCAAGAACAAGAGAGGUGCCCUAAACGCUCUAAAAAGAAAGAAGAGACUUGAAAAGCAAUUACAACAGAUUGAUGGUACAUUGUCCACCAUUGAAUUCCAGAGAGAGUCGCUCGAGAAUGCACAGACGAAUACGGAAGUGCUCAAGAAUAUGAGCUAUGCAGCCAAAGCAUUGAAAGCAGCUCAUGCCAAUCUAGAUGUUGAUGAUGUACAUGACAUGAUGGAUGACAUUGAAGAGCAGAACGUCAUAGCCCAGGAGAUCAGCGAUGCGCUUUCGACACCUUUUGGGAUGAACCAAGAACUAGACGAUGAUGAGUUAUUAGCAGAGCUGGAAGAGAUGGAGCAGGCAGAGCUUGAUGAGCAAUUGUUAGAUACUAAUACUCCAGUUAAUCUGGAACUGCCUACCAUACCUGAUGUCCCUAAUUCUACAAUCAAGUCAAAAGAAAAGGAUGAUGAAUCUGAUUUGAGGGAAUUGGCUGAGUGGUUAAACUAGCCUUCUCUUAUUUCUUCCAGUCUUCUUUGUCUUUCGUCCUACAGCUUUUUUAAACACUAAUAAUCGUUGUGUUAUUCGAUACUGAAAUUUUAUAUAAUAGUUUCGACUAGUUUCUUGUUUUUGUUUUAUUUAGCCCCAUGCAACUGGGUAAUUUAAUUAAUUAUAAACCAUUAAUAUUGAUCAAAAUGAUUUUAUGUAAAUUAAUUAUUUAUUAUUAGUACUCAGUUCACAGGCUCUACUAUACAGGCA
Amphimedon queenslandica is the source of this 956-nucleotide messenger RNA. RefSeq names its product charged multivesicular body protein 4b-like. NCBI's taxonomy places the organism in Eukaryota, Metazoa, Porifera, Demospongiae, Haplosclerida, Niphatidae. Bases 54 to 707 code for a protein of 217 amino acids. Gene Ontology annotation, biological process: vesicle budding from membrane; late endosome to vacuole transport via multivesicular body sorting pathway. Gene Ontology annotation, cellular component: ESCRT III complex; multivesicular body; cytoplasmic side of plasma membrane. The record is from RefSeq and is a predicted model, not a curated record. The transcript has 5 exons.